Molecule: messenger RNA, 2494 nt
Organism: Exserohilum turcica Et28A
Lineage: Eukaryota; Fungi; Ascomycota; Dothideomycetes; Pleosporales; Pleosporaceae
Exons: 2
Coding region: 1-2301 (766 amino acids)
Biological process (GO): RNA catabolic process; mitochondrial RNA 3'-end processing
Cellular component (GO): mitochondrial degradosome
Molecular function (GO): hydrolase activity, acting on acid anhydrides; ATP binding; RNA helicase activity
Source: RefSeq, a predicted model, not a curated record
AUGCUUCCUCCGCCAGUGCGGCGGAAUUCGCUGUGCCUCUUCUGCGCCUUCGCCGCCCGCUCACGCCCGCAACCCCAACGCCUCCUCCCCAGAAUUCAAGUCGCGCAACGCUCAGGCUCGGCCAAAUACUCAAAAAAAGGUGCAAAAAAUGCUGCCGUCGCCCAAGAAAACCUUGUUCGCGUAGGCGCCCAUAAGCCCCGCUCGCCACCCGACCGCGUUGUGAGCGAGAAGUUGCUGAAACUCAAGGAUGAAUUGACCAAGCCCGAAUGGCUCGAGAGUUUGCAGCUCAGCAGGAAGGAAUUUAACGGCGAAUGGCUGGCCUUUGAGACGUCUGUCAAGGCAUGGGUCAAACGACCAACGCUCGAGCUGUAUACACUGGCAAACCAGGCUCACCGGGGAAAGGAUACGCUGAAGACGCGAUUGCAACAUCUCUUCUAUAAACAAGCAUUCGAUGGACGCUUCACGGCGGCCGAGUUGGAGAACCAGAAAAAGGUAGCCGACUUGCGGUAUCCAGCCGAGUGGUACCCGGCGACAAGAGGGAUGCGGCGAACGAUACACAUGCACGUUGGCCCAACCAAUUCUGGCAAAACCUACCAUGCUCUCAAGCGCCUCGAAGAAGUCAAGUCGGGCAUCUACCUCGGGCCGCUGCGCCUCCUCGCCCAUGAAGUCUAUACCCGUCUGAAUGCAAAGGGAAAAGCAUGUGCUUUGAUUACGGGCGAGGAACAGCGCAUGCCAGAGGAAGAGCGCCCCCGCAUGUACAGUUGCACGGUGGAAAUGGCUCCACUGAACACGCCGUUUGACGUCGCCGUCAUAGACGAAAUACAAAUGAUCAGCCACCCGGAUCGCGGCUGGGCUUGGACGCAGGCUUUUCUGGGCCUGCAGGCGAAAGAGAUCCAUCUAUGUGGAGAGGCGCGAACAGUACCAUUAAUGCGUGAGCUUGGCGCUCUUGUCGGCGACGAAGUGCACGUUCACGAAUACAACCGUCUGACCCCGCUCAUGGUUGAGCCGAAAAGCUUGCAAGGGAAGCUCAACAAACUCGAGAAGGGCGAUUGCGUUGUUGCGUUUUCCGUGCUGGGCAUCCACGCUCUACGGCGAGAGAUUGAGAAGAAGACGGGAAAGAAGUGCGCUAUUGUCUACGGGAGCUUGCCCCCAGAGACGAGAGCUCAACAAGCGCGAUUGUUCAAUGACCCAGACAACGAGUACGACUUUUUGGUAGCCAGUGAUGCUAUUGGCAUGGGUCUCAAUCUUGCCAUUAAGCGCGUAAUCUUCGAAUCCACUAUGAAGAAUGACGGCAGAAGCUUUGUUCCUUUGCAAAUCUCCGAAGUCAAACAGAUUGCCGGUCGCGCCGGUCGCUACAAAACAGCCCACCAAGCAGUGACAAGCGACUCGAAACAAGCUCUAGGAAAUGAUGGUUCUGCCGACCCUACCAUUGGCCUGGAUGACAAGCUACCCGACGCCCAGAUGACAAAGGCACCAGAGUCAAAAACGGUCGGAUGGGUUACGACACUAGAUCCGGCCGACCACAAGAGUCUGAUGGCGGAUAUGAAGCGGGAGCCCGAAGAGAUCAAGACAGCUGGACUCUUUCCGCCUUCGCUGAUUGUGGAGCGAUUUGCAAACUAUUUCCCGCCCGGUACACCGUUUAGUUUGAUCCUGAUGAAACUACAUGAGAUUUCGGAUAUCCACCCGCGCUUUCACCUCUGUGCGCUCAAAGACCAGCUACAGAUUGCCGACGCGCUCCACACAGUCAAGAAUCUCAGCGUUCAGGACCGCAUUACGAUUUGCGCUGCACCUAUUAACGUACGGUCUAUUCCCGAGAAGACGUUCCUGCAAACACUGGCAACAUGCAUAGCCGAUGGCAAAUCGGGAAAUCUGCUAGAUAUCGAGAGUCUGCCACUUAGUGUCAUGGACAGGCCUUCUUCUGGUGAGCGGGAAUAUCUGUACGCACUCGAGCAAUUGCACAAGAUGAUUGUGUGCUACCUUUGGUUGAGCUACCGCUUUCCAAACGUCUUCACAACCAAGUCGCUUGCCAACUACACGAAGAAGCUCGUCGAAGACCAGAUCGAGAAGACGCUUGCCGAGUUCUCGUUUACCGAAGAAGCGAUAUUACGACGGAAGCGGACGAGAGCACAGGCGAGAAAGGAAAUGGAAACGGAACCUGAGAGGCCAGUCAUGGAUGUUGAGGGACAUAAGACUGCUGCUCCUACGGACGAUAGCAACGGAUACCCAGACGAUUUGGUGGCUAGUAAGCUCUAUUCCAUGGCAGCAGAGCACGAAAGUCGGGCUACGAAGCUCUCGAACUAGGUUUGCGAUUUGCUGGAUGGCAUGAGGGUAGACUUGACGAAGCGGAAUGGGGCUACGUCAGCCAGUGCGUAGAGGAAGGUUUUCACGAUGUCGCAUGUGUAUCAUAGUGUUUUGGUGGCGCCCAGUGCAUGUACUGUGAGGCAGCACCAUGUCAUUAUCUCUGUAUCAAGAUCAAAUCAAGUUUCUUCGCCGC